This is a messenger RNA of Dimorphilus gyrociliatus, 961 nucleotides long. NCBI's taxonomy places the organism in Eukaryota, Metazoa, Annelida, Polychaeta, Dinophilidae. The record is from the annotation of a GenBank genome assembly.
AAUGAAAAUAAUGAAUGGAAUAACACGAGCCUGCAACGAAGAACUGCAAAGCUACUUAAAGGUGGAGUACGACUGUGUGGAAGAUGUAUUUGCAGCUUUACAGUGCCGGGAUAUGCGCUCCACUAUGACAUUAUCAUCAGAAAAGGGCAACUUAGUUGCUUCCUCCUCUUACGAUUGUCGCUACAAGAUCAAAGCUGCCCAAGUUCACCAUCGGAUUCGAUUAACCUUACUCGACUUUACUGCCUUUAGAACGAAUGGUUCCUGGAGCAAUACCAAAUAUCGACAUAACUCCAAAGUUCUUUUCACGGUCUCCGACCAAAGUACCAACCAACGAUAUACAAGUACCAUGCAAAGGAGAUCAGUAGUUUACGUUAGUGAAAGACCGGAAAUUGACGUCAGCAUUAUGAAACUGGAACGGGAGUUUGGAAGCUUUAUCUUGCAAUACGAAGCAAUCGGCUGCAAAAGAUUACAAGAAGAUCCCAAAUACUUGUAUAAAUAUGGUGAAUUAAAAGUGUCAAUCAGCUGCAAGGAUAAAGAUAUCUUAACUAUUUUCGAAUGUAAAGGAGUUGACUGGAUUGGAGAAUACCCAAAUUGCGUUUCGGAAGUUAAAGAGAAAGUUUUUGAUAUACCCUACGGCGUAUUAGUGUCUAUCAUUAUUGCGGCGUCUUUAAUCUUGGGGGUUGUUAUUCUCGUAUGCGGACUCGUUUUUCUACAGUGGCGUCGAAAUAAAGAAAUAUACAAGGAAACUACUUUAAGAAAACCGAUUGGUGCUCGUAAACUUGCACAGCAGCAAAAAGAAGGAAUUUCACAAAACGAACCCCUGUAUAAUGAAUACUCUAGGAUAGACUACCAACAGGUAGCGCCUCGAGAGGUUUGUCCCCACCGACCGAUCUAUUAUGAAUUGGACACUUCUUCCAAAUCGGGCCGAGAAAACGGCUGCGACACUCGCGUAACCGUAUAA